CCCCCCCCACCGCACUGCGCUCAACAUCCCGCUUAACGGGCGAAUGCCUGCGACCUUAGACGCCGGUUAAUUGCCUAGGGAUCUUCUUGAUUAGCAAAGGCGAUGAGGUAGGUGGCAGAAGGUGGUCACUAGGUGGCAGAAGGUGGUCACUAGGUGGCAGAAGGUGGUAGGCGGUGAGGCCACCGCAACUUCGAGCAGAUUCACCACCAUAGAAGAAGAGGGAUCUCAGCUUUCUUCUCUUUGCAGAAUCAACAACCCCACCGACAAAAUAAACUCCACAAUCAUGAUCGAUGGAUUUGAGCUCGCGCUCGAAUUCAAUGUCGUCUCCUACACUCUAAUCGCCCUUCUCGUUGGCAUCCUCGUGCUUCCCGUCGUGCUCGCGAAGGAUCCAGAUAUCCACCCUUACGCACUCUACCGUCAAUCCACGGUCGCUCCUGUCCGAAACCCCAAGGAGUCCGCCAUCCACCGUUCUCUGCACACUCCUCUCGGCUACCCUCUCGUCUCGGGUCUUGGACUUCCAAGCGCGCAGAAGUACUCGACGCGUAGCGGUGAUAUUCGCGACAUCUGGAAGCUUGCGAUCGAGAAGGGCAAUGGGAAACUGCUGUCGGUCAAAGGUAGCACUAUCGAGGAGCAUGACAUCAAUGAUCUCACGAAGGAAAUACACUCACUCGGUUUAUACCUGUCGCAAAUCGGAGCGAAGAGGGUCGCGGUCCAUCUUCCCAAUGACACCGAGAAUCUUGUUGCUACUUUUGCUUGUGCGUUCUACAAUAUCCCCCUCGUCAUUCUUCCGUUCGAACCGCAGCCAAAGGAUGCCCCGAAAAUCAGUGAACUUUUGCAACGCGCCUCGCCGGAUGUCUUGAUCGCGCAGGGUGGACAACUGCCACUUGAGGAGUUUAAGGGAACUGGCCUUAAGCAAGUUAUCUUGGUCGUCGAGAAGGCGUCUCAGCAUCUUGGGUGGGGCGGACCCAUGGGCGAAAUCAAAUGUGUUCAGUACGACGAGGUGGUGGCUAAGGCUGCCGUGCCCAUUGAUGACCUUAAGCUCGAUCUCGACGCGCCUGCGGUUAUCAUCUUUGGUCCCAAGAUUGCCGGAAAGAUUGAUAUGGUUGAGUUCAGCCACAGGAAUAUCAUUGCCGGCGUCGCGUCCCAAUCCGUUGUCCUCCCUAAGGCAGAGAAGUAUUCGCCAGAAGACGUUUUCCUUCCCGUCGACACGCUUUCGGACCUGUACACUCGCAUUCACACCUAUGUCGCCUUGUCUUCUGGAUCCUUGGUGGCUCUAAACCCUAUCGGUGGAAAGCACGCAAACGUCGAACUAGCAUGCAAGGCCGUCAAGCCCACCAUUAUCUGCGUCUCACCAGAGGCUCUAUUGGCCAUCCAACGCAAAACUCGAGGCACCAUGAUGGAGAUGUGGCACAACUUGAUUCACUGGUUCCAACUACGCACGCUAAAAGACCAAGGCCGGAUCCCCCAGGGUACCUUUUUCACCAGGCUCAAUGACUACGAGCGUCCUCAAGUGGGCGGAAACCUUCGCCUGGUCUUUGUUGCCGAGGGCGGAGGCGAUGUUGCAUCACAAGCACUCAAUUCCAUGGAUCUUUCCGAUCUUCGGGUGUUCUUCAAAUCGAAGGUUGUGUACGGUCUCAAGCACCACAGGGUAGCUGGCCCCGUGGCACAGUGCAACGUCUACGACUACCGCGUUCAAUAUCCCCUACGGUUGCCCAACAGGAGCAAACAAAUCGAGAGAUUCUGCGCGCAUUUUGGACCCGUCACGCCCGGACUCGAGAUCAAGCUGAAGGAUGCCCAAGGCUACACGGCUGACGGCCCCGAAGGCCCCAAGGGAGAGGUGAUUGUGUCCGGGCUGCCCGUGGCUGGUGCGAGGGAAGCAGCUUUGGGCUUUGUUGGUAAAUGGGAGCCGGAAGGUGUGUUGAGUUAUGCAUAGGCGGUUAGCUUGUUUGUUUGUUUGAGGAUCGACAUUUCAUUAACGAAUUCGUGGUAGCCAGUAUAUCCUAGUGGCUACAUUUUUUGUGUUAGACAGAUGUCAUCUUUCUUUUUACGUUCUCGAUAAGUGGCUCGAUGCUGGGUACUACAUGCCAAAAUGACUGCACGGAUAAAUACUUGAAGUUUGCCUCCCAGGCUUUGAUCGUGAGCUGUUAUAAACAAUUCAUGUACCUGCCUAAAUCCUGG
Messenger RNA from Tricharina praecox, 2178 nucleotides. RefSeq lists its product as uncharacterized. Gene Ontology annotation, molecular function: long-chain fatty acid-CoA ligase activity. The coding region runs from base 284 to 1933 and encodes 549 amino acids. Gene Ontology annotation, cellular component: membrane; endoplasmic reticulum. The transcript has 5 exons. Lineage: Eukaryota; Fungi; Ascomycota; Pezizomycetes; Pezizales; Pyronemataceae. The record is from RefSeq and is a predicted model, not a curated record.